GAAAGUUACAGUUUCAUCAUCUUCUUGGUCUUCGUCGCCAACAAGUCUUUCUCACGGGAUUUUCUUUUUUUGUUUUUUCGAUGGAUUCUCUGAAUUUUCUCGCAUUUUCCCUCUGUUUUCUCUUGAUUCUUCCAGAAAUUUCAUCUGCACCAACCCGUUUCUUCACUCGAUCGAGUAAAAGAGAUGGGUCUGUGAUUAAGAUGAAAACAAGUGCUUCUUCUUUUGGUUUUGAUCCUACUCGUGUUACUCAACUCUCUUGGACUCCUAGAGCUUUUUUGUAUAAAGGGUUUCUUUCUGAUGAGGAGUGUGAUCAUUUUAUCAAAUUGGCGAAAGGGAAGCUUGAGAAGUCAAUGGUUGCUGAUAAUGAAUCUGGUGAGAGUGUAGAGAGUGAAGUACGGACUAGUUCUGGAAUGUUUCUCUCCAAGAGACAGGAUGAUAUAGUGUCUAAUGUCGAGAAAAAACUUGCUGCGUGGACCUUUCUUCCCGAAGAAAAUGGGGAAUCCAUGCAAAUAUUGCACUAUGAAAAUGGUCAAAAAUAUGAACCACAUUUUGACUACUUUCAUGAUCAGGCCAAUCUAGAGCUUGGUGGUCACCGAAUCGCCACUGUAUUGAUGUACUUGUCCAAUGUUGAAAAGGGCGGAGAAACAGUGUUUCCAAUGUGGAAGGGCAAAACAACUCAACUGAAAGACGAUACCUGGACCGAAUGUGCAAAACAAGGCUAUGCAGUGAAACCAAGGAAAGGAGAUGCAUUGCUUUUCUUUAAUCUUCAUCCCAAUGCAACCACAGAUCCAACCAGCUUACAUGGAAGCUGUCCAGUGGUUGAGGGAGAGAAAUGGUCAGCAACCAGAUGGAUUCAUGUAAGGUCAUUCGAGAAAGCGUUUAAGAAGCAAUCUGGGUGUGUAGACGAGAAUGACAGCUGCGAAAAAUGGGCAAAGUCAGGGGAAUGCCAGAAGAAUCCAACUUACAUGGUUGGUUCAGAUAAAGACCAUGGAUAUUGCAGAAAGAGUUGCAAAGCUUGCACACCUUAAGAACAACAAGUAAAUCAAAGAUCUUAUUAAAGGAUGAAAAUUUUUGUAUAGCGAAAAAUCGGGUUUUCGCCAUUCGGGUAGAGAAACGAGAAACAUUUCGUCGAUAGAAUGAAAAAUUUAGAACUAUAUACUAAAAAAUAAUUCUGAUUUGGUUUCAUGUUCAGUUAUGCUCCCAUGGUUCAUAACUAGAGCAAAACUUAAUAAAAGUCAGUUUAAUA
Messenger RNA from Capsella rubella, 1246 nucleotides. RefSeq names its product probable prolyl 4-hydroxylase 7. Gene Ontology annotation, biological process: peptidyl-proline hydroxylation to 4-hydroxy-L-proline. The coding region runs from base 81 to 1028 and encodes 315 amino acids. The transcript has 8 exons. Gene Ontology annotation, cellular component: endoplasmic reticulum. Gene Ontology annotation, molecular function: procollagen-proline 4-dioxygenase activity; L-ascorbic acid binding; iron ion binding. NCBI's taxonomy places the organism in Eukaryota, Viridiplantae, Streptophyta, Magnoliopsida, Brassicales, Brassicaceae. The record is from RefSeq and is a predicted model, not a curated record.